AUGGAGCCAGCAGCCGUAGCAGCCGCAGCAUAUGGGAUCGAAACAGCAAUUGAAGGAGGAGUCGCAGCCUAUUAUCUAUCCAAACCAACACUACCGCUAAAAGGACAUCUCGAACAUGUGACGACCACCGAUACAUUACCUCGAUCUGGCCAUACGCUCUCUGUGAUAGGUGAUAGAGCAUAUAUCUUUGGUGGUUUUGGGGCUUGGGGUCGUGAACCAAUUAACAAUGAUAUCCAUGAACUUCACAUCUCCACCGACGAAAAUAUCGGAACUGCGAUUUUGAGAUCAAUACCGGCGGUUAGGGAUGGAAGAGAAAAGAAAAUAGGUACUGUGCCAUUGGCUCGUUACGAUCAUUCGGCCACUGUUGCUCGAAACUUUAUCUUCAUUUUUGGUGGCAGUGGAUUUUCACCUGACGAAGGCAAGCCUUUGAAAGAACAUGGUCGACUAUGGAUUUUCGAUCCCCUAUCAUCAAAAUGGUCGUUCCUUGAUUCUCCACCAAAUACACCAUUCCCAUGUAACAGAACGAAUCAGAUCAGCACAUCGAGUCUCGAUGGAUCUGCAGUUUUCAUCCAUGGGGGAUUAUCAUCUGAUGGGGUAUGUUUGAAUGACCUAUGGGUGUUCUACUUGGAGGAAGGAAAAUGGUCCAAACUUCCAGAUGCUCCAGGGCCACCGAGGAAUUCUUCCAGUCUUACAUGUGGACGGGGAAAGUUAUGGAGAUUUGGCGGUUGCGAGGAUUCGGACGAUGCAGAUUCAAAUCCUCAUGGAUCAAUCGACUUCCUGGAAUAUCCUACUGGUGGAACUCUGGAUGAUGUAAGUGAGAGCAUGGUCCAAGGCCAUACGAGCAAUCUCAAGAGCACUUGUCAAUGGGAGACGUGGGAUGUCGACUCAAGCAAGACGUCGGAGAUUCCUUCCCCUCGCUCUUCUGCAGCUUUACAUUUCAUAACUACCGGUAAUGGUAGGGACUAUCUUUUAUUGGCUUUAGAAGCCGAUGAUAGAGAGGUAUUGUCGGAUAUUUGGAUCUAUCAACUCCCUCCCGCGCAGUAUUCUAGCGCACAGAUGAAAGAUGUCAUUCGGGAAAAGUUACCUGGUGUAGAAAGUCAUAGGGGUGACUGGUCUCGUCUGCAAAUUAGUGGGAUAGAGGUCGGUGCAGAUGAAGAGAAAGGUGGAGCAUGGACUGGUAGACGUCGUUUUGGUAGCUCGAUGACGGGCACGAAACAAUUUAUGAUUUGGGGAGGGAUUGGUCCAGGGAAUGAAACGCUUGGUGAUGGAUGGAGAGUUAUUAUUGAUUAA
Messenger RNA from Sclerotinia borealis F-4128, 1290 nucleotides. Lineage: Eukaryota; Fungi; Ascomycota; Leotiomycetes; Helotiales; Sclerotiniaceae. The record is from the annotation of a GenBank genome assembly.